GCGGAAAUAGCGUGGGAUUUACGACAAGCACAACCCAGCGGUACGGGUGAGUUGUACCCGACUGUUUUGUAACUCCUAGCUAGUUGGAGAGUGUGCAGGUUGGCAGACACUGACGUUGUGGUGCAGGUUUCCGAGUUGCACACACUGGCUGCACAGGCCGGGCCCAGUGCUGCAGGUUGUCCGGUAGGGUGCCUGUCGAGCUACACGCAUGCUGUUGAUGUCAGGAGCAGAGGAGGGGAACGUGAGGAAUGGCUAAAAACUGACGGCGAUCUUAUGCAAGGAAACAAAUCAGGAUAAAAAUGCGUGUGGCGUUGUUUUGGAUAUGUUUGUGGUGUUUCCUUCGUCUUGGUGCCACCGGUCAAGGACAGUCGGCGGCCGUUUGUUCAACCUCAUGCAGCUGCGAUGAAGAUGGGGGUGCGUACUGCUCCGGGAGAGGACUGACCACCGUCCCAACCGGGCUCAGUGCUUUCACCUACUGCCUUGACUUGAGCAUGAACAACAUCACCAAGCUUCCAGCCUAUGUAUUCAAGAACUUCCCCUACCUGGAAGAACUACGACUUGCGGGGAAUGACCUGUCUUUCAUCCACCCUGAUGCACUGUCUGGACUGCAUCAGCUCAAAGUUCUGAUGCUCCAGAAUAAUCAGCUGAAGACUGUGCCCAGUGCAGCCCUGAAGAACCUUCAUUCUCUUCAGUCUCUUCGCCUGGAUGCGAACCAUAUAGCCACAGUUCCAGAUGACAGUUUUGAAGGCCUUCAGCAGCUGCGCCACCUCUGGUUGGAUGAUAACAACCUGACGGAGGUCCCCAUAGGUUCUCUGAGACACCAGGCGAACCUCCAGGCUCUGACUUUGGCUCUCAAUCGCAUCUCAUACAUACCAGACAACGCCUUUGCAAACCUCACCAGUCUAGUUGUGCUGCAUCUUCAUAACAACAGAAUUAAAGAGAUAGGGGACAACUGUUUUGCUGGACUCUUGAACCUGGAGACCCUAGAUCUUAACUUCAACAGCCUGAUGGUUUUUCCCAAAGCAAUAGAGGCCCUGCCCAAACUGAAGGAACUUGGGUUUCACAGCAAUGAUAUUGCUUCCAUACCUGAAGGGGCCUUCCAUAACAACCCUCUGCUGCAAACCAUGCAUCUCUAUGACAACCCUUUGUCCUUUGUGGGUGCUUCAGCUUUCCAGAAUCUGUCUGACCUGCACUCCCUGAUGCUGCGAGGGGCCAGUAUGAUGCAGGACUUCCCCAUCCUUACGUGGACUAAUAACCUUGAGACUCUGACCUUGUCAGGAACCAAGAUAUUGUCCAUCCCCACUGAUGUGUGUGAAGAUCUCAAGAUGCUUCGGACGCUAGACCUGUCGUACAAUGAGAUCAAGGGGCUGCCAUCCCUACAGGGCUGCGUCCGACUGCAGGAGAUAAGCUUUCAGCACAACCAUAUUCAACAAAUUGAAAGGGACACUUUCCAAGGUCUCUCUGCUCUCCGUUUACUAGACCUGAGUAGGAAUGAAAUCAGAGUUAUUCACAGAGAUGCUUUCCUUACCCUCACUGCACUCACCAACCUAGAUCUGAGUAUGAACUCUCUGACUGUAGUUCCAACAACUGGACUAAGCGUCCUCAGUCAACUAAAACUUUCAGGGAACCCGCAGAUGAAAAACAUACUGACUGCAAAGAAUCUUCCCAAACUCAGGUCCAUCUCGGUCCCGUAUGCCUACCAGUGCUGUGCGUUUGUUGGGUGUGUCUCAGUGACAGGUUCCUCUGAGGAAAACCAUAUAAAGAAACCUACAGGCGGGGAGGAUGUGGAAAGAAUAUCAAUGAUUAUGCAUUGCUCUCCUUCACCAGGAGCCUUCAAGCCUUGUGAGCACCUCCUGGGUAACUGGAUGAUUCGGCUGACCGUCUGGUUCAUCUGCCUAGUGUCACUGGUCUUUAACAGCCUGGUGCUGGUGGCUACCUUCUCACCCACACACCGAGUCCUGACUUCAUCCCUCUCUCCAGCCAGGCUGCUGAUGGGGCUACUAGCCUUGGCCAAUCUGCUCACUGGUCUGUAUGUAGGUGUGCUGACCGUGCUCGAUUUUGCUACCUGGGGUUCAUUCGCUGAGUUUGGUGUGUGGUGGGAAAUGGGGCCUGGCUGUCAUAUCACAGGAUCUCUGGCUGUCUUCUCAUCAGAGUGGGCAGUCCUGUUAGUGUCACUCGCAGCUGUGGAGCGCAGCGUGGCUGUGCGGACAAUUCUUGGGAAGGUGAUGAUGUCACCCAGGAGGAACGGUGACAGCCAUCGUGGGUGCUGGAGAGGAGAUCGACGCUUCAGCCUCGCCGCAGGACUGCUGGGUCUGCUGGCUGCUGCUGCAGCAUGUCUGCCUCUCCUGACCUCCAGUGACCAGUCCACCUCUCCUCUCUGUCUGCCAUUUGCCGGUGGUGAGAGUCCAGCUCUGAGUGUUACAGUGGUUCUAGUGCUUCUCAAUGCGCUGGCUUACCUGUUCACUGCAGCCGUGUACACCAAGCUGUACUGCUACCUUGGCAGGGUGGAGCUAGCAGAUCCAGAGCAAACAGGUGCCCUGCGACACGUGGCCUGGCUCAUCUUCACCAACUGUAUCUUCUUUUGCCCUGUGGCAGCUUUCUCCUUUGCCCCUCUCUUGACUGGCUCCACAGCUGGCAGUCCAGAGAUUGCCAAGUCAGUCAUCCUCAUUUUCUUCCCACUGCCUGCGUGCUUGAACCCAGUGCUCUAUGUGUUCUUCAGCCCGGCCUUCAGGGAGGACUGGCAGAGAACACGUGGUUGCGGAGGUUUGACCAGGGAGGUGAAGGCUGGUGCUGAAAGUCACAGAGAUGAUGGUGUUGGAGGGUCGGAGCUCUCAGAUGGAGGCUCCUCCACUCACAUGGGCUUUGACUGUGGGGUGUACUCACAGCUUUGCGGAGAGACAGUUUUAUGCGAUCAGUGUGAGGCAGUGCUGCAUGCCAGGACCUGUUCUUCCCCCUCGUCCUCCACAGUCUGUAGACACUUGGUGAAGUCUCACAGCUGUCCUACCCUCUUGGCAGGAGCUGCAGUGUGCCACCGUGCUGAGGGGUUUUGGGCAGACAGUGGCACACCUUCUGCUCAGUCUGAAUAUGCAGACGAGGGGGACUCAUUUGUGUCAGACAGUUCGGACCAAGUUCAGGCUUGUGGCAGAGCCUGCUUCUGUCAGAGCAGAGGCCUUCCUCUUGUACACUACUCCUACAUCUUACCUCGAGUCAAGGACUAAGGGCACUUCAAAGCUCCAGUAUGUCUGUGUGCACAGAUCUCUUGGUCAUGUGAAUUUAGAAUAGUAAAUAUUUUUAUGUCAAACAACAUGUGCCAACUACCAAACUGCUAAAGGACUAUUCAGCAAGCACUUAUAUUUGUCAUUACUGUGUAAACAGAGAUGCAGCCAGUCAUUUAAAGGGAGCUCGGUAUGCUUUUUGAAUUUAGAGACAAUUUCUAAAUUGAACUGAGCACAUCAUGUAACAACCUAGUCGACAAAGGAUCUUGCAAAGGAAAACCUUGCCACCAGUGCCUGCCACUUUUGUAGUGAACUUCAUGAUGUUGCAAACCUCACUGUGUGUGUCAAAGAUUGUCUGUUUUACUUGUACUUAUAAGCUUUUUAAAUUUUAAUAGUUGUAUGUACGUCUUGUCGAUUUUUAAAGCUUCUCCACAGCAACUGUUGAGUUUAUACUUGGAUUUUUUUAUUUUUUACAUAAAUGUAGCAAAUAUAAUAAUCAUUCUAGACUUUUAUGUGUGAAUGUAACUUUCAAGUGGUCUUCACUCACCAGAGGGGAAUAAUGUAACAUCAGCAAAAAAGGCGUGCCCUAAUUGCUUGCAAUCGUAAUCUGUCGGUGUGAGAAAUGAUAAAUGCCAGGCUGUAAGAAACACUUUACUAGGAAGUGUUUUGCUUCUUUAGAACUUUACUAAGUUCCUAAGACUAAGAAUGUGAUAGAAGUAGCAGAUAUCACUGUUUUAGCAACAGUUAUGCAUGGUGGGUUUGAAAGAUGUUUGAGCAGCAGGAGUGUCUUGGUGGAGAUGAUUUGAGGUGUGUGAAUAGUGGUCCUGGAUAUAGAAUAGAACCCAAGUAUUCACCUGGACAACAGUACCUCUCUUUGCCUGACCUGCGUCUGUCAGAUGUUCAGAUUAUUUUUCACUGACAGAACAAUUGUUCACUCAUUGUUCUAUUUAAUACAGUGUUUAAUAAGUUCAGUAAGUGUAAAAAGUUUAAAAUUAAUAACUGCCCAUUGUUGCUCAUGUCAAUCAAAGGAAUAAUUCAACAUUUUGGGAAGUAUGCUUAUUCAUUGUCUUUAAGCUACAGGAAGCAGCUAGUUACCAUCAAAACGAAGCAAAACAGCUAGCCUGUUUAAUCAAUUCAAAAACUGAAGGCUUAAAUAAACAGGAUGGAACAUUAUUUUGUGAGCUUCGAAAACUCUGGUAGGUGCUUUAUGUUGCUCUCAAACAGAGUAAGGCUAUGCCAACCUAAGUGACUGCUAGCUUCUUCUCUACUUUUGGCUGUUCCCGUUAGAGGUCACCACAGCAAAUCCGAUUGAUUUGAUACGGCACGUUUUUAUGCCAGAUGCCCUUCUGGACACAACCCUCCAACCCACCUAAGCUGCAUGUAUUUAGACUAGGAAGAACCCGCAUAGGUAGAACAUGCAAACUCCACACAGAAAGGCUCGAACCUGCAACCUUCUUGUUGUGAGGCGACAGCGCUAACCACCGUGCUGCUAUGCCGCCCAAGUGACUGUUAGCUCCAUAUUUAACAUUCAGAUAUGUGAGUUGUAUGAUUUAAUGCUGAGCAUUAAAGAGAAUAUUUGCCAGGAUGUUAUAAAAGAAAAUGAUGAUGCUUUGGUUUAAUUUUGCUUUGCAAGUUGUAAAUGUUUUGUGACAAAUAGGCUACAAACAAGAAGUCUAAAAAAUUAGCUGUAUUCACCCUAGUUGGAUCCAUGAGUAGAGUGAUGUUUGACAUACAUUUGAUUGAUUUAAAAAUUAUUUGUCUUGGUGACAAAUUAAACAAAUGAAUACUGUCCAAGAUAAACACGCGAAUAUAAUCCUGCUCUUCCACUUCUUCCAACAUGAUGAUGUGAGCACAGCACCAGACUGGCAGCAAGCUGAGUCAACAAGAACGUGUUUAAGCAGUGCCAAAAAUAUGAAAUGAACCAUUAAAAUUGAAAUGUGGGUGAUCAUCAUUCAACCAGAGAUAUUUAAAGACAAGUGUCUACAAUGUGUUUUUGCAUUUAAAAGUUUUUUUUGCGUUGUUUGUGUGUAGUCCAUGUACCUGUUGUACUACUGUAUACAGUGAAGUAAUUGGCAACCAAAAUAAAUAGGCAUCAUGGCACAAAAGCAGGAAAAUAAGAGAUAUUGUGGAAUUACCAUAAAAUGAAUUCACUACCUUCAUUGUCUUUGCAAUCUAGCUGUAUGAUCAGCAAGUGACUCAGACUCUUUCUGUAUGUUGUCUUUCAGUUUUAUUGUUUAGGCCAUUAGAAGAGUGGUAGUAUAAUGUAAAGCAUAUAAAUGCACAGUAGAUCUGUCUUCAUGGAGAGCUGACCUGAGUGGUAGUGUGAGACUGAGUGAUGAGGGAUUGACUCAUGUUUGGUGUGCUGGAGCAUGACUCUACACAUUAAGGUGGAUACACCCUCUGAGCGUGUACCCACGAGUCCACGUCAUGUGAGCACUCAGGAAUCUAGGCAAUAUAGAGAAACAUUUUCUUCCACCAACAGUACAUUUGUCCGUACGAUGCACCAUUCAAUUUUAAUCUUUUGGAUUUAUUUUCUGUUUUCACAAAGUCUUGAAUUGGUGUGUAAAUUCUCACACCAACCAAAAUGGCCAUUGAUUGUUUGAGAUGUCCGAUGUGAAAAUGUACAAAUCCUUUAAUAGUUUGAUUAUUGGUUAUUAUAUGUGUUUGUAAAUUAUUUGGAAAGAAAACAAGUAAUCAAGAAUGGGAUGCUAACUAAGGAAGCUACCUCCUCAACCAGUGGCUACCAGCAAUGCUUCGUAAGAGAACAGUACGUUUUCAUUUGUUAUUGGCUAUGGUUAUUCUUGGCUUUAUAUUCACACGUGGUUGUACAUCAUCUAUUCAAUUGAGUGCAAAUUGGGGGAGGAAAUAUGUACUGUAUACUGUGAUUUUUUUUUUUU
Messenger RNA from Monopterus albus (swamp eel), 6112 nucleotides. RefSeq names its product leucine-rich repeat containing G protein-coupled receptor 4 (gene lgr4). Lineage: Eukaryota; Metazoa; Chordata; Actinopteri; Synbranchiformes; Synbranchidae. Gene Ontology annotation, cellular component: plasma membrane. Gene Ontology annotation, biological process: hormone-mediated signaling pathway; adenylate cyclase-activating G protein-coupled receptor signaling pathway; activation of adenylate cyclase activity. Bases 300 to 3218 code for a protein of 972 amino acids. The transcript is spliced from 19 exons. The record is from RefSeq and is a predicted model, not a curated record. Gene Ontology annotation, molecular function: protein-hormone receptor activity; protein binding; G protein-coupled peptide receptor activity.